CCGUUUUCCCCACCCUGAAAUUACCGAUAGCAAUGCAAGUAUUUAUGAACAUUUUUAUGACAACAGCCGAUGGAAGUUGUCAAGCCAAAAACCUGUAUGAAUGUUCGGACGGUCAAUGUAUCUACAGAGAACAAUACUGCGACGGAACCACACAUUGCAAAGACGGCUCAGAUGAAAUAGUAUAUACCAACGCGAGUAAAAGUUUGGACGGGAUAAAGUGUACGGUGAUCAAGGGAGAUGUAAGAAGUUGUUUCCUCUCCACACAGCAUUUGUGUGACGGAUAUAUCGACUGUCUCAGAGGAGAGGACGAAUGUAACUGCAACCAUACGUUUCGCUGUGGUGAUGGUAUUACAUGUCGGUUGCGGUCCCAAUUUUGUGACUCAAAAGUAGACUGUGUGUUGGAUCAUUUGGAUGAACAGAAAUAUGGGUUCGCAUUAAGACUGUAUUUUGUUUACGCUUAUUUAAUGAGAUUUGUAUUAGCAGGUCUAACUCUCCGGGCUAUCAGUGUGCGGUGACCAAAACACACGUUACCAACUACUGCAUGCUGCCAAAGGAAUACGUUUGUGACGGAAUAAACGACUGUGAUGACGGAACAGACGAAUGUUUCUGUGGCAAUAAACCAGCGAUCGAGCGAUCAGGAGAGUUUCUGAGCGAUAAAUGCUUCAGGUGUUUAGAUACAAGUCUUGUUAUACCAUUAAGGCAAAGAUGUGAUGGCUUGUUUCAGUGUUCGGACUUAACUGACGAAUGUUUGUGUCUAAGCAAAUCACACACAUUUCCACCACUUUGUCAACAGCUUUGUAAAGUUGGUGAAAAUUGUGGCUCCUGUAAAGUGGGUGAAAUAAAAUGCAAAACAAGCAGCAAUGGUUUUGAAAAAUGCAUCAACCGAACAAACGUGUGCGACCGGAUCGUUGACUGUGCUAUGGGAGAGGACGAAAAAAAUUGCGGGCGAGAAUCUUUGAAUUUGUUCGCAUGCGCAGACGGGAAACAGCUUGUAGAUGAUUUUAAGAGAUGCAACUUGGUCCUUGACUGCUCCGAUGGGUCAGACGAAGACAGUUGCGACUCUAUGUACCAAUGCAAAUCUUACACUAAGAAAUCAAACCCACCGGAAUACAUCUUCGACGCACCACGGUACACUACAGCUUGUGAUGGCUUAGCUUUUUGCGAGGACUUGGACGAUGAAUGUAACGCAACCAUAUGUUCAAAUCACUCCUUGCCAAAGUACUGCGAUCACGUACAAGGAACCUUGGGCUUCAUCUGCCCGAAUUCCAAGUCAGCGAGAAUUGGAAAGGAAAUAUGCGAUGGUUUUCCAACUUGUAACCCAGCUGUACCGAACGAUUCAGUAGACGAAAAGGGAUGUCAGAACAGAUUCUAUUGUGCUGAUCACGGAGCAACUAAGCUUCCAAUCCACAUUCCGCUUACUGCUAGAUGUAAUGCAAUUACCGACUGUUUCGACGGAAGUGAUGAGGUAAAUUGUAGCGAGGCCACUCACUUCUACUGCUCCACCACUUCGCCAGCCUAUAUAUCGCAUUCUAAGGUUUGUAAUGGGAAUUUCGAUUGUGCCAAUGGAGAGGACGAAUGCCAGAACUGUACCUUCAGUCCGUUCUCAUCCGAUCAGUUUUUAAUCAACAGCACAAUUCUCAGGGUGUCCGUUGGGGUUGUAGGUAUUAUCGCUGUAGCAGGCAAUAUCUUGGUCCUUUGUCAAAACGGUAAUCGACUUCGAAAUGCAAGACGCAAUGAGAGUGAUAUUGUUAGCAGCAGCAGAGUCCUGGCAAUUAAUUUAGCGUUGGCUGAUUUAAUGAUUGGUGUUUAUUUGAUAAUUCUUGGCGUGAAAGAUGUUAUGUACCAAGGUGUUUACUGUUACCAUCAUCUGAAAUGGAAAUCCAGUAUAUUCUGUACGAUUCUUGGUUGCGUGGCUUUGGUGAGCAUCGAAACGUCCAUGUUUGUUCUUACUGUUAUGACAACUUGUCGACUGAUCGUUGUAAAAAGUCCUCUGCCGGGUAGUAUAUCAGUCCGAAAGGUUGUUUGGUCUGUUGUUCUGGCUUGGGUUGUUUCGAUAAUGUUUGCAGUGAUUCCUCUGCUACCUUCGCUACAAGAUACCUUUACCAUGGCAGUUUGGUAUAUGGACAACCCGUAUGCUGGACUGCUGAAUAAACAAGAAGCGGAAGAUAUAGUUCUACGAAUUUGGAGUUUACAGAAUCAAAGCAGAGGCUAUUUUACUACAAACCUAAGUAGAACAUUAACUUGGGAAACAAUGACGACUGUUAUAUCUCGGAUCAAUAGCAGUUACGUUCCCGCACGCAGCUUUGGUUACUACUCUUCACAUGGCGUCUGUUUGCCGAGAAUUUUUCCUAAUUCAUCUUUGGACAAGUCGUCCGCUUUUUCUAUGUUUCUCAUGGUGAUCAAUUUCGCUGCCUUUGCUUACAUUGUGUUGGCAUAUCUUAUGAUCUACAGGAUUGCGGUCGUGGCAGCAAAGAAGGCGGGUAGAACAGAUACAAGCAGAGCAAUUGGACUACAGAAGAACAUAACCAGAAUAACAGUGACCAACUUUCUAUGCUGGGUGCCAGUUUGUAUAAUUAGUUUUAUAAGUUUGACUGGCGGAAGUGUCGACCCAACGAGCUACGCUGUAGCUGCCAUAGUUUUGCUUCCAAUAAACAGCGCUACUAACCCAUUCCUGUACUCUGAAGUGAUCGGAAGUGUGUGGAAAACUAUGCCUCGACUGCCGAGUUUUAGAAGCUCUAGAGAUACUCAAAAAGCCGAUGAAAAUACCAGUCCAGCAAACGUGAGACCACAUGACCUACCAAUGGGCCGAAUAGAAGCGAUUGUGUAUACUCAAGAAACGAAUGCUGACACUACUAUGUAGUUACAUAUUUCCACUGUACAUACAAUAUAAAUUUGUAGUUCUUUAGCUGACACGUUCGUGAAGUACGCGCAAAUACAGCAGAUUUUAUUUAAA
Ciona intestinalis (vase tunicate) is the source of this 2953-nucleotide messenger RNA. The record is from RefSeq and is a predicted model, not a curated record. Lineage: Eukaryota; Metazoa; Chordata; Ascidiacea; Phlebobranchia; Cionidae.